Molecule: messenger RNA, 753 nt
Organism: Cylindrotheca closterium
Lineage: Eukaryota; Bacillariophyta; Bacillariophyceae; Bacillariales; Bacillariaceae
Source: the annotation of a GenBank genome assembly
AUGGCUGAUAACAAGGAAUACGAAGCUCACGACGUAGAGGGGUCGCACCCUCUUAUGGUGCAUGUUACGGCACCCACGUCCCUUCCAGAAGGCUAUUCAUUUGAAGCGGUUCUAGCAGACGGAACACCGUUCAGUUGCAAAGUGCCAGAAGGAGGAGUGGAAGAGGGCCAAACAUUUUGGGUUCCAUUGCCUUUGGAUAUUGAAACAAACAGAAUUUCCGCACCAACAGGAAGAUGGAAGGAUGGCCUUUUCGAUUUUCUGUCAUUAGGAUGCUUCCAUCCCUCGUUUCUUUGCGCUUGCUGCUGCUCCACAAUUUCCAUGGCUCAAAUCAUGACAAGGCUUCACCUGACUUGGCUGGGACUUCCCGGACCGCAAAUUGCAACAAAGAAUACAUUCAAAGUUGUUUUGAUGAUCCUUGCGGCUUACGUCGUAUAUUCUACUUCCUUGGAGUUGGCAUCGAUGCCAUAUGAUCCAGAGAAUCUCCCUCCAGUACUUUGGGCGUUGAAAUCUCUUGGAAGCACAGCAUUUUCGGUUUACAGCAUUUUUAGUCUUUGCAAUACUCGGAGAAGUGUUAGAAUUCAAUAUUCAAUUCCAGAACAGCAAUGCCAUGGUUACGAGGAUGUUGUAUGUGCCUGCUGCUGCACGUGCUGUGUGCUUGCUCAAAUGGCGCGUCAUACCGGAGAAUACGAAACCUAUCCAGGAAAAUUCUUGACCAAGACUGGACAUCCAGUUGGUACACCAUUGACAGUAUGA